Molecule: messenger RNA, 1320 nt
Organism: Tribolium madens (black flour beetle)
Lineage: Eukaryota; Metazoa; Arthropoda; Insecta; Coleoptera; Tenebrionidae
Product: transmembrane protein 39A-like
Exons: 5
Coding region: 1-1320 (439 amino acids)
Cellular component (GO): membrane
Source: RefSeq, a predicted model, not a curated record
AUGCCGACUGGAAAUCGUCGUUUACCUCGUACUCUACGUAGUAGUAUCCCAUCGAUGAUGUCAGGCUUUGGGAGCGAUAUGUCACACAGCAGGUAUGCCAUGUUGGGGGGAGGAGUACCAACACUUCCAAUAUUGGAGCAAGCAGCGGCCCCUAAACACUUCCCGUUUCCGAAUACACCAGUCGAUGAUGAUUUAUUUUUCGAAUUUUUAAUGUUUAUGUUUAGUGCGAUUUGUGCAGGGUUGCAGUUUUUGCACUUGUAUAGGACGGUGUGGUGGUUGCCCCAUUCAUACAAUCGCCAGGCUAUGAAUUUUUACUUAAUUGAUCUCAAUUUAGUUGCAUUUAUUGUAAUUUUAUUGUCGCGACGGUUAAUUUAUAUUGUGGGGUGUAGAAUCCUUGAGAGGUCUGUGCCAGCGAAAUAUUUGUACCUAUCCUAUACGUGUUAUCGGAUUAUCUUGUUUGCUAUACUUUUUACUCUCCUCUCAUGUUGUGCUUACUUCGUGAUCCAGAAUCACCCAAUUGUGAAUAUUUUGUAUUUAUGUUACCCAAUUCUUGUGUAUUUGAUAUUAUUUGGUUGCAAAGUUACGGCAUUUUUUGAAUUGGUGACUUGGAACUCGUCCUCAAUUCCGCCAUUGCAUGCUUGUCGUUCAAAUGCUUCCGAAGUUCGUGAAGAAGUCGAAAAUCUCAAAACAAAUUUUAACAAUCGGAUGAAACAGAUUCUUUUCAGUUCAGUCGUCAAUGCUUACUAUACUGGUUUUAUUCCUUCUUGUUUUGCUCAGAAUCACCUUCAUUACGAUGUUUAUUGGGCUACUCAACACGUAAUUUUUAUUUUUUUGAGUAGUUUCGUGGCUUACGCCACCCAUAUUUUGUCCUUACGUUACUGCGAUAUUUUGCAUCGAUCAGCACUACAUUUGGGCAUUUGGGACAAACUAGAGACCCGAAAUAUGUUACUGGUGAACAAUAACUGGAAUGAGGAGACUUUGUGGCCUUAUGGGGCCUUAGUCAAACACGGGAGGGACUUGUAUAGAGCACAAGGGGAGUGCAAUGCUAGCGAACCGGGAAAUACGACAUAUUCAAGGUUUUAUCUCAUGUUUAAAAAUCCCAGUUGUUCGUUGAGUAUUUUGUUAUCGGUUCAUGUGGCCAUGGUUUUGCUUCAGUUGGUAUUACUGGUGCGCAGUAUCGUCUGGUACAAUAUUAUUUCGAUCACUUUUAUCCUAUUUUUUAAUUAUUACGUUUUGUAUAAAGUAGGACGUGAUUAUCUUGUCAGUUCGAAAAUGUAUGAAGAAGAACGAGCGAUGCACAAUAAACUUAAUUUGCACUAA